CCUAUUCUAUUCGACUAUUACAGAUUUUAAAUGUAACAAUUUUACAGUUGAAUAAUGUAGAAGUCAACACAUAUGCAUGAAAGCCCCGAUUGUUUGGAUAAGCGAUAAUAAUUAAGGUGUUCUUUUUAAAAAAUAGCCCUUGUUUACUUGAUUAAGGAAUAUAUACUGUAGCUUAAGGUGCAACAAUAACUAGUUGGUGCAAAAAUCAUAAUAACAUUAUUAAAUUUGGGUGUAGUAGAAAAGAUAUAAUGGAGACCGACCUUAGAAUUGGUAUAUCAGAUAUGACGGAAAUGUCUGAAAUAGAUGAACGUGGAAUAAACGAAAAUCUCCAUGUUCGAUAUUGCAGCGACGUAAUUUACACUUACACUGGUUCAAUACUUAUUGCAGUAAAUCCUUAUAAAUGUAUAAAUAUUUUUAACAAGGAAUAUGUAAAAAAAUACCAUGGAUCCAAUUUCGGGGUUUUAAAGCCGCAUGUUUUUGCGUUAGCUGAAGAAGCCUAUAAAAGCAUUGUUGAUGAUCAUAUAAAUCAGUCAUGUGUAAUAUCUGGUGAGUCAGGAGCUGGAAAGACGGAAACAACAAAAUUAAUAUUACAAUAUUUAUGUACCAUAACAUCAAACGUGUCCUCCUGGGUUCAACAACAAAUUUUGGAAGCCAAUACAAUUUUGGAAGCGUUUGACAUUCAAAUGAUAUUCCUUAUUGCAAUGAAUUGAAUGCCGUCAUCCGUAACAGCGCACUUUAAUGCAGCCACAUUCGCAAUAUCACCAUUU
This is a messenger RNA of Drosophila bipectinata, 767 nucleotides long. The record is from RefSeq and is a predicted model, not a curated record. Lineage: Eukaryota; Metazoa; Arthropoda; Insecta; Diptera; Drosophilidae.